Dendroctonus ponderosae (mountain pine beetle) is the source of this 1018-nucleotide messenger RNA. Its product is annotated as 3-hydroxyacyl-CoA dehydrogenase type-2-like. The coding region runs from base 138 to 932 and encodes 264 amino acids. The transcript has 4 exons. Gene Ontology annotation, cellular component: mitochondrion. Gene Ontology annotation, biological process: fatty acid metabolic process; estrogen metabolic process; androgen metabolic process. NCBI's taxonomy places the organism in Eukaryota, Metazoa, Arthropoda, Insecta, Coleoptera, Curculionidae. Gene Ontology annotation, molecular function: estradiol 17-beta-dehydrogenase [NAD(P)+] activity. The record is from RefSeq and is a predicted model, not a curated record.
UCUCUGCUUUGAACAAUAAUAAUAAUUACUAUUAAACGUCGCGCUAGUAUGCGUGUACAAAUAAAACCGUGAGUUUAUUUUAUAUGAGAAAGUGAUGUGGCACACUGUGAAGGUUCCAGCAAUAUUUUCCCGGUGAAAUGCAAAUAAAGAAUUCGGUUUUCCUGGUUGUAGGAGGCGCCUCCGACCUCUAUGGACGAGCUACAGUAGAAAAGCUGCUCAAAGAGGGAGGUCGAGUGAUUAUAUGCGACCUUCCCACCAAAGACUUGCAUAUUUAUGGGGACGACAAAGCCAUAUUUUUGCCCAUUAAUGUCAGCAGUGAUGUGGAUAUAAAAACCUUAGUCUCCGUAGUGGAUGAAAAAUAUGGUCGACUGGAUGGCGUGGUGAACUGUACCGACCAAUCCAGCUCAACGCCUGUAUAUGAUUUUAAGGAAAAAGAACCGCAAAAGCUUCAGGAGUUUGCUGACAUUCUAUACGAAAAUAUUUUAGGUCCAUUCAACAUCAUUCGAUUCACCAUCCCUCUGCUGGCCAGGAAUGUUCCGAAAAAAGGCAGCGGCCGCGGCAUUAUUAUCAACAUGUCCAAUGCUGCAGCAUUCGAGUCCAGUGAUAAAUCCUGCGCUUAUGCAGCAAGUAAAGCUGCAGUCGUAAGAAUGACCGAAGCUUUGAACUUUGAAUUGCAAGGAAUCCAGGUGCGAUGCGUAUCGAUUGUAACAGGUAACGGUAUUUUCGAGUAUUGGGAACUUUGCAAAGUGAAGCUUCCAGAUGCGCUGAACGGUUCCGAAGCGAAUUCAGUCAGCAGUUUUUUCGAUAAUAUCAAUGGAAGCUUGGAGGAAACGGAAGGACCGCGCAAAUUUGCCGAGUUAGUGAAGACUGUUGUUGAAACCUCGACAAUGAAUGCGUCAAUGAUCAGGCUGGACAGUGUGCCAGGAACGUGACUAUUUAGUCUUCUGGUUCUGGAGAAAAAUCUGCAUGUAAUUGACUGUUUAAUUGGAUUUGAAUAAAAUGGAAAUUGCCAAAAUAA